This is a messenger RNA of Aureobasidium musti, 1140 nucleotides long. The record is from the annotation of a GenBank genome assembly. NCBI's taxonomy places the organism in Eukaryota, Fungi, Ascomycota, Dothideomycetes, Dothideales, Saccotheciaceae.
AUGACUCGACAUCGAAAGUCGAAGAACAAGAAUGCGCCCAAAAAGCCCUCCCUUACACAUUUCCUCUGUGUUCCCCUUGUAAACUCGGUCUCUCAGCCUCAACUAGAAGCUAGUAUCAGGGGGUUUAAGGAACAUGUAUGUUCCACUAGUCCAAUCGAGGCUGCACCAGGGCAUGACCCUACGGAAGUAGACCGUGUCUCCUCUGAGACAAAGACCGAAGGCAUCAUCAGCGAUGCCAGUGCUCAACUAGAAGAACAACAGAGGGCAUCCGAGGAAACUGCACUCUCCGGAGCUUCGUCGCCUUUGAUACCGGAAAAAGCUAUUCGGCCAUUAGGCUCAUUGCAUCUAACUCUCGGAGUCAUGAGUUUGGACGAGCAAAAGCUAGUCCAAGCAAAUACUCUUCUCCAAUCUCUCGAUCUGAGUAAAAUGCUUCAUGAAGCUACCACUCCUGCCGACUCAUCCGACUCUACGAACAUCAACACCCAGACCUCGGAUGUUGCACCUCAAAGCUCCUCGGAUACACAUCCAACGCAGGUACCCGAUCUCUUGAGCUCUCCCCUGAAGAUCUCUCUCGAAUCUCUGGAACCGAUGCAGUCGCCAUCAAAAACAAGCAUCCUCUACAUCCGCCCCCAAGACCCAACCAAUCGCCUCGAGAUCCUCUGUCAAGUAAUACGGAAGACCUUCACAGACGCUGGACUGUUAGUUCCGGACACACGACCACUAAAGCUGCAUGCCACAAUCGUAAACACAAUCUACGUCAAGGGAAGAAAGAAAAAGCCCAAGACACCAGCGCAAGCCAAACAGUCAACCAUAGAAACCCCAUCCAAAGAUCAGACCACAAAAGAGAGGACAUCUCAAGUAUCGACGCAGCAUCAAGGGUUACAAGCAAACGAAGCUUCCUCUGGUCAUGGUCCCUCAGCAAAAUCUUCUCUAUAUCUCAACGCUACAUCCCUUCUCUCUACCUACAUAAAUCACGUUUGGGCUUCUGAUGUUCCAGUCGAGAAGAUUACUAUCUGUGAGAUGGGUGUCAAGAAACAGUUUUCUUCGACUGGAGAAGUCAUUGGAGAGGCUUAUAAGGAGGUGGCAGUCAAAGAGGUUGGAGCUUUCAUGCAUAUCAAAGAAGAGACAACGGAAGAGUGA